AUGAAAAUUGACAUCGAUAAAAUUAUAAUUCGUAACAAAGAAAAUAAGACGUAUACAAUCUCAUGUUAUUCAAGGACUGACAUGAUUUCAUUAUUGGUUAUGUAUCAAAGGAAAGAAUUAUCUUUAUGCUUAUUUGGAUAUAAAAAUGAAAUAAGGAUUCCAUUUGAUCAAUUAAAAGGGAUCAAAUAUGAUGAAGGAAUCUUUGGUAUCGUGAUGAAUCAUGGUUUUCGUAGAACGUAUUACGAACAUUCCGAUAAAUUUCCUUACAUCAAAAGUCCUUUGAUGUCAACAGAAGAUCCGACGAGAGGAAUAAUUACUGACGCAGUGGAAUUUCAAAUGUUUCCAAAAAACACGGAACAUCCGAACAGAUUGAUUAUAUUGGAAGCGGGACUCAAUAGAAUAUGUUUUAAAGAUGAUGAGAAUGAAUUCUCGAAAGAUUCCAAUUUGAUUCAAGGAGUUAAUAAUUCUUUUCCACGAAUAAAAUUUGAGAAAUUUAAUUUCUCACCGUCAUGGAUCGAAUAUUAUGAUCCAAUGGUUGGUGAGAAAAUUUCCGUAACUAUUGAACAAGAUUGGGAUUUGGCUAAAAGUAUAAAUUCUAGAAUGAAGAAACCACAACCAAGUUCUUUUAUUGAGAUUUAUUUAUAUUGA
This is a messenger RNA of Diversispora eburnea, 648 nucleotides long. The record is from the annotation of a GenBank genome assembly. NCBI's taxonomy places the organism in Eukaryota, Fungi, Glomeromycota, Glomeromycetes, Diversisporales, Diversisporaceae.